Molecule: messenger RNA, 312 nt
Organism: Rosa chinensis
Lineage: Eukaryota; Viridiplantae; Streptophyta; Magnoliopsida; Rosales; Rosaceae
Product: toll/interleukin-1 receptor-like protein
Exons: 1
Coding region: 1-312 (103 amino acids)
Biological process (GO): signal transduction
Source: RefSeq, a predicted model, not a curated record
AUGAAGGCAUCGUCAUCAUCCUCAUCGCUUCCAUCGGGGCCACCAUCCUCACAGCCACCAGAGUUCCCUGACUACACGUACGACGUGUUCUUGAGCUUCAGAGGUGAAGACACACGGAGGACCUUCACCGACCACCUCUACGCGGCACUAGUUCGUGCCGGAGUCAGGACGUUUAGGGAUACCGAGGGACUAAGAAGGGGAGAAAACAUAGCGGAGGAUUUGGUGGAGAUAAUCCAAGGGUGUAGGAUCUCACUCAUCGUCUUCUCAGAAAAGUACGCGGAUUCGAGUUGGUGUCUCGAGGAGCUGCUGUAG